This is a messenger RNA of Cotesia congregata, 906 nucleotides long. The record is from the annotation of a GenBank genome assembly. Lineage: Eukaryota; Metazoa; Arthropoda; Insecta; Hymenoptera; Braconidae.
AUGUCUUUAAAGACAAUAACUUGCUAUUUUCUGAUCUUGGUUAUUGUAGUAAUCUGCGACGCAAAUUAUGAAGACAACAUUCACUUCAAACUGUUUACUAGAAAGCAACAAUCUGAUUCGAAGACGAUAGUCAUCUCCAAAGAGUACAAUAACAUACUACAAAUAGGCUUUGACGUCACCAAAUCUACUAAAGUGAUCGUCCACGGCUUCAAGUCUAGUUCUAAUUUCUUUGCUUUGGUCAGAAUAAAAAACAACUACCUGUCCAAAUAUGACUGCAACGUCAUAAUGGUGGACUGGUCUCAUUAUGCUGAGGGUGAAUAUGUCUCUACUAUUGGACGUUCAAGGAUAAUUGCUGUCUACGUGGCGAGACUCUUUCUCGUAUUAAUAAAACACGGGGUCCAAGAUAUUCAUGCGAUAGGAUUCAGCCUGGGUGCCCAUAUUCCUGCCGUGGCAACUACCUACCUGGGGAACAACAAACUCAAACGCAUCACAGGUUUGGACCCUGCAAAACCAUUCUUGAUGAAUGUAGGAUUGGACGCCAAACUGGAUUCUUCAGAUGCAGAAUUCGUGGACGUCUAUCAUACAGAGUCCUUUAUCCAGGGCAAAGCAGAAGCUUGUGGACAUGUAGACUUCAAGAUGAACUGGGGCGAAAUCCAACCUGGAUGCGGAGAUCUCAAUAUUGGUUGUGCUCAUGAACGAGCUCCAGUAUACUUUGCAGAGUCUAUUAUUUCAGAGAACGGAUUUUGGGGUUAUCCUGAAUAUUUGCAUCGACAGAUUAUCGGAGGAGAAGUUUCAAGAGAAAGCGUUCUGAAACUUGCUGAUGAGUAUGUCGAUAGAAAUGUUAGAGGAUGGUAUGAGGUUCCUACUAAUACGAAUAGUCCUUUUGCUAAAGGACGUAAUUUUUGA